AUGGGAACAAAGAAACGCAAAGAGUCGUCAGGUGCGACCGACCAACCUCUGAAGAAGAGCAAGAAAUCAAACAUCACCAAAAACGAUGCCUCUGAAUCAGAGCUCAAGGCCGACGCUACGAUCACUGAGCCAAGCAAGACGCCGAAAGUCUCGACCGAAGGCAAGCAAGACACCCUACAGUCAGACAAUGUUGCGGUAGCCAAGUCGAAGAAGUCACGUAAACGAGCGUCCGACUUCAUGAACGACGACGAGCCGCCAGUGCCAGCAGAUACUGCAAAUAAAGUUGAAGGGAACAAAUCUGCCGAAGAGGUAGCGGAACCAGUCAAGAAAAAGUCAAAGAAAGGCAAGAAGGACAAAACCAAUAACAAUGGAGAAACACUCACUGCUGAUGGUGUCAAUGGUGUGAUUGAGCAUACUGGGGCGGAGAAUUUAGAAACUGCAACCUCACACAAACCAAUUUCCACUUCAAUGCAGGCGGAAGCAGAACGUACCGUCGACCAUGAACUUGAAGAUGGGUUCGGUGGCUUUGCAAGCGAGGAUGACCAGGAGGAUGCUGCCGAAGUCGAGGCGGAUGACAAUGCUGCUGCUCUCCUUGCUGGAUUUGACAGUGACACAGAGGACAAGCAAGAUGACGAAGGCCUCGAUUUUGGAACGAUUCCUCCUUUGCCGAAGUAUAAAAAGACUCAAAAGAAGUUGGAGAAAGCUAAAGCGAAAGGCAACGAUGAUGGUCCUGGAACUGUCUAUGUUGGCCGCAUUCCUCAUGGCUUUUACGAGAAGGAGAUGAGAGCUUACUUCUCCCAAUUUGGAGACAUCACCCAACUGCGCUUGUCUCGAAACAAACGCACUGGCGCGUCCAAACACUUUGCUUUUAUCGAAUUCGCUUCCGACGAAAUCGCAAAGAUCGUGGCGGAGACUAUGGACAACUACCUGAUGUUCGGCCACAUCCUCAAGUGCAAAUACGCCGAGCCAGGUUCUUUACACCCUGAUGUUUGGAAAGGCGCAAACAAAAAGUUCCGAAAGAUUCCUCAUGAGAAACUCGAACGGGAGCGUCUUGCGGCACCCAAGACUGAGGAGCAAUGGCAGAAAAUGAUUGACAAGGAGCAGCGCAGACGGGACAAGAAGGCCAAGAAGAUGAAAGCCAUUGGUCUAGACAUGCCCUUGUCAACCUUGACUGCCCCUUCGGAGGCCUUGAGCCAGAAGUUGGCCGAUCAGGAAGAACCGAAACAAAUUGAGAACGAGAAAAAUGUCUCUUCCCCCGCUAUCAAACCUUCAAGUGUUCUGGCUGAAGACAAAGUUGCCGUGGAAGAGGGCAAGAAGUCCAAAAAGGAAAAGGGAAAAAAGGAGAAAAAGGAGAAGAAAAGCAAGAAAAGCAAGGAGGAUAAAAUUGACAUUGCCUUGGAUUCCACGGCGUUGGAACUCGCUGAGGUGCCAGUCGAAAAGAAGCCUCAAGGCACCGACGCCGAAGAUGAGGCACAGCCGCAAAGCGCGAAUGCGAAAUCCGCUGUCACUUCGAUGGGGCAGACAGAUGAGGAUGCGGAGGCGAUCACAAAGGAGAUGUCCAAGGCCGAGAGGAAGGCCUUGAAGAAGGCAAAGAAAGCAGCCAAAGAGAGUUCCAAUGCCGCCGAGUCUACUGAGGCCCCGGAAACGGCUGAAGAAUCUGCCAAUGUUCCUGCCCCGGGUGUGAUGGCCGCCGCAAAAGAAGAGCUUUCAGCCGACUUCAUCUCAUUUGGUCAAUUUGACGACGGCGAGGGCAAUCCAAAGGCAAAAUCAAGCCCGGCGAGCGGCAAUAAAUUGAAACCUUGGAAGGUCAAGAAGCCCAAGAAGGAACGCAAGAAUCUUGUCAAAGCUCGAGGGCCAAAGUCAAAGCUGGUCUCUACUAAGCCGAAACCAGAUCCUAAUGCCACGGGCAAGAUCCCCGGCCUUCCGCUUCUCGGCAAGGGUAAGUAUGACAAGGCCACGCGCCUAGCGCAUAAGGAGAUGAAGAAGAAGCUUCUCGCUGAGCGCGCAGCCAGGGGCGGAAGAGGUCGUGGUGGCGCCAGUGCUCAGGGUUAG
Fonsecaea multimorphosa CBS 102226 is the source of this 2052-nucleotide messenger RNA. RefSeq lists its product as uncharacterized. The record is from RefSeq and is a predicted model, not a curated record. Bases 1 to 2052 code for a protein of 683 amino acids. The transcript has 2 exons. Lineage: Eukaryota; Fungi; Ascomycota; Eurotiomycetes; Chaetothyriales; Herpotrichiellaceae. Gene Ontology annotation, molecular function: RNA binding. Gene Ontology annotation, cellular component: nucleolus. Gene Ontology annotation, biological process: maturation of LSU-rRNA from tricistronic rRNA transcript (SSU-rRNA, 5.8S rRNA, LSU-rRNA).